AUGACGAAACACAAGUUGCUGGGGUGCUCAUUCUUCAGUGUGACACUCCUGGGAACGGUUCUCGUCAUUUUAGGUCAGGGCACCCCGGUUGUUGCUAGCUACAACUUCAUCCGAUGUGGAGAGUGCGACGAGGCUCGGUGCCCAGAGCUGCACUACUGUGAAGGACAAGCCAUCAAAGAUCACUGUGGUUGUUGCACUGUGUGCUCCUCUUCCAAGUUUCAGCCGCAUGUGCUGAUAGCACAGCAGCCUGGGG
Candidula unifasciata is the source of this 253-nucleotide messenger RNA. NCBI's taxonomy places the organism in Eukaryota, Metazoa, Mollusca, Gastropoda, Stylommatophora, Geomitridae. The record is from the annotation of a GenBank genome assembly.